Molecule: messenger RNA, 255 nt
Organism: Cetraspora pellucida
Lineage: Eukaryota; Fungi; Glomeromycota; Glomeromycetes; Diversisporales; Gigasporaceae
Source: the annotation of a GenBank genome assembly
AAUGUUGAAGAUAUUGAAGCAAGAACUGAAGUUGAAGCUGAAGAUGGAGUUGAUGUUGAAAAUAAAGUUGAAGCUAAAGCUAUAGGUGUAGUCAAAGCUGAAAGUGAAAUCAAAGCUGAAGCUGAAGUAGAAGUAGAAAUAAAAAACCUUAUUGCAGAAAUCUCAUCUAAUUAUAUAAGAAUGAUGGCUGCUAGUGAUUAUAUUCGAACUAAUAAUAAUCUUGAAAUAGAAGAGAUUGUUUUGAAUGAAUUAUGA